AUCGUGAGCUUGUAACGUUGACCUGCCCUAAUGAGACGCCUGGAAUACAGGUUAGACAUAGGCUAUUUACUGACUUCAAGGUUGGUUGAUCUGCUUCCAAUUAUUAGAGGGAUUCCGUGAUAUAAUUGCAAUGUGACUUAAUUAAUAUCAACAUGGCGCGGUGCUGGCAAAAUGAUGGUGUACUGUACAUGGUAGUCAUCGUGAUGGACACGUGAUCUCUACCAUUUCAUUAAGUUCGGAAACCUCUCAGCUAAAACGAGGAUUGCAAGUAUUCUACUCGCCAGUUUUCUCACUCAAAGUACUCUGUAAGGGUGAACGAUUUGAAACGGAUCAAUAUCUGCGCUUUAAUAAGCGAAUGUACAAGGUAUCAGUGCAUCUUUAAGUUUAUGUUUGACGGGAAUUUCCCGUGGGUCAUCGUAAGAUUGAAAGGAAGAUAUCAAAUCUACAUGUGCGGAUCAUGCGAAACAAAGGUUGCGAUUUCUGUAAAGAGCAAUUGUUAGACAGUUAAAAUUUUAGUUUUGGGUAAUGCACGAUUCUGCAACAAGAAUCGCGGUUUGAUGGAGUUUCCAGGCAGUUUAACAUCUACGUUUCCCAAUGACACAAAUUUCACAGACGGAACUCUUCGUAAGACCUUGUCUACUGUUAAUCUCACUCAAUCUUUAUCACGUUCUGGAUGUCGCCCGACUUGCGAACUACAGCUCGCAGAAUGAUCAUGUUUAUAACAAAUGAAUAAAGGGGUAAGUUUCUAAAGAAACUGUGGUGCUGCGUCGGUGGGAGAGUAUAGCAGGUAAUUUAGUGUUAACAACUGGGUUGAAAACGUAAAUUAGCCACCGUAAAGAGUAAAAAAGCUGACGUUUCGAGCGUUAGCCCUUCGUCAGAGGCCUUCGUCAGUCGCCGAUUUCCUAUUUGCUGGCACAACCAUCAUAUUUGGAAGACACAUCGGGAUCAACAGGUUAUUUCGUUCCAACACUUGAGGUGACACUACCACGAAUUAUGGCGCUAGUGUUUCAUCGCUUAUUUGGACAGUUCAUUUGUCCUUCUUUUUUUACUUAACAAUUUGUAGAAGAAUUUCCAUGAAAUCAGAAAGAUUGUUUUUAAUGUUUUUCACGUAACGGCUUGGGGAGUACCCUUUGUGAUCACUGUGGUUGCUUAUUUCUUCAAUAGUUAAGUUAACUAUUGGCAGACCUUGAAACUGGGUACAAGUGCUAGAUCCGGAAUGAAAAAACUUGGCAGACAAUGUGCAUCUGGACAACUAUUACAGGAGAAGGCUGGGCCAUCAUGACAUGCAUCACCAUGACUGUGUUCUACCUACUGGUCAAGCAGCGCAUAAGAAGAGAGGUAUUCAAAAAAACUUCAAUAAGGUCAAAAACAUUUGAUUAAAAUAGUGCUCAGAGGAAUAGGUUAAUUCUGCACUCAAGCUGGGUGGCCCAUCCAAGUGGAGCCAAUCCUGGUUUCUGUUGCAUGAAGCCAGAAGGGUGCCAAUCCAUCUCAGGGUUAUCCUAAUAAGCUUUUGUCAGGCUUUUACAAUAGUUUGCCAAUAAUCAUUUCUUUAUAUCCCCAAGAGGAGAGAAGCAUGGGGAGAGUUCAAUAUGCAUAGUAUCCAAUUUCUUCUCACAUUAUAACCCUUAUAUCAAAAUCAAAUCAAAUUAAAAAAAAAAAACAAAUUCUCCCAGCCAUUACCUUACAUUAAAAGUUUAAUGCCAAAAAAAUAUAACAUAAUAACCAGUCAGCACUCCAAUUGGCACUUCUUUGUCAAGUCUUCAGAGCAUUACCCAGUAGCUGGGCUAAAUUUCAUUCCACUGAGGAUAUGAAUGAGAUGAGAUUCCUAUCACUUUAUUGGUAUACAUAUCCUUGUUAAUAAGUUGGGAGAAUUUGGUGUUAGAUCAAGAUAACAACUUCUACCUGAUACAUUUGAGUAUUCACAUCACCUGUUUGUUGGAUAGUGCAUGGAUAUUGUAGGGAGAAAUUACUUGUUAAUCACUUCCAGGAGUUAAAGGGUUAACUUAAUACUGGUAACUAGUAACUUGGUUCUCUUUCUCAGACUCUGCCUACUCUCCUUCACUUAGCACCUGUAGCUCCCUUUUUCUCUUUGAUAACCUCAUGGUCAGUCUAGCUGGCAGAGCUACAUUAUAAUGAACAAUUUCUUUUCUCUUUUUUUUAGCUGAAGUCAAGAUUUUCUCCAGGAAGCACAUUUUUUACGUGGAAAUCUGGUCAUGUUGCAAGAAUGAUAGACUGCAAAUUAACAUUUAUUCCCAUGAUAUUUAUUCUGGAGCGUAUUUGGGGAACCAUACGACUUUUCCUCCUUGUAACACAUUUUCGCAAUCAUAGAAAAGAAAAUGUUACUUUACAGAGGCUUGAAAUUCUUCAUGUCAGUCCACUGCCCUAUACUAUCACUGAAACACUGAUUGAUGGAACUGUAAUAUUCUUGUGUUAUUCAAUGCAUCAGUAAGAUUUAAUUGCUAAAUUACAAACAUAUUGUCUUCUUUAUGCUCUGAAGAGUUUGCAGGCCCUGAUUGUUUGAGGCUUGGAUAACACUAUCCAUUGGGUAAAUCUCUGUCUGGUGGACAGUGCAGUGCAUUUUGCAAUCACUUAUCUGCUAUGUGAGAAACCUGCUUGUUGAUUUAAAAACCCAGUGGUUGUCUAUAAAAGCCAAUUCCACAUAUCUCAACUAUGUGCUUUUGUAUUUACCCAAAUUUGUGGCGUGUGGCCACUAUAGUUUUUUUUCAGUUUGGUGGGGAAAGGAGAGGGGGGCUGCUUCUUAACCCUUAGUCCCCAAUGAGGUACUUGCAUCUAAUUUCUCCUCACAAUAUCCCCCCUGAAUCACACAUUUAGGACACAAGAAUAGUCGGAAAUGAUCACCAACUAAACAAACUCUUGAUUGUUGAACAAAUUCUCCUUGUCAGUACCUUAGGAAAUGUAAAGAAAAUAGUACAGAUAAUAUGCACAGUGAUGUUAGAGUAGAAAGGGUUCAUGUAUAAACCAAGUUCUAACUUUUACUUUGUAUGUUUUUCUUCUAUGGCAUUGGGAUUAACAGCCAAGGAUUUACAAAUUUCAUCUUGUUUGUCUGGUGUACCACAAAGAUAAGAGAAAAGUUAAUAAUGGGGUGUGUUCAUUGCCUGUCACUUUUUUGCAGAUGUCAUAAAAGAGAUCAAUCAGUAAUUAGCAGAGAGAGGUUUUAUAAAACAUUUAAUGAUGAAUAGAUACUGUCAGUGCUCAUGCUCUGUAGUUGCCUGAAUUACAUUAAAUACUUGUCAUUUGGUUAUAUAUCUGAGUUCUUUUCCAAGAACUAACAGUUAUGGCAAAUGUGUAGUUACAGGAAUUUUUCACAGUUGUUUGGUUAUAACUAAGAUUCUUUUUAUCUCUUAAGUGGAGUAUGUAGUUAUUAUUUAUUCUUGUGUAUGUUUUUCCCAUAUUAAAAUAAAAAAACUUUAAUUUAUGGCUUUAAAGCAUUGCCAUACCUCAGGGAACAGUUAUACUUAUGAAUAAUAUCAAUUAAAGCUGUGAAUAAAGUUCAAUACUAGUGGGGAA
Pocillopora meandrina is the source of this 3528-nucleotide messenger RNA. The record is from the annotation of a GenBank genome assembly. Lineage: Eukaryota; Metazoa; Cnidaria; Anthozoa; Scleractinia; Pocilloporidae.